Molecule: messenger RNA, 1156 nt
Organism: Culex pipiens pallens (northern house mosquito)
Lineage: Eukaryota; Metazoa; Arthropoda; Insecta; Diptera; Culicidae
Exons: 2
Coding region: 366-1085 (239 amino acids)
Molecular function (GO): N-acetyltransferase activity
Source: RefSeq, a predicted model, not a curated record
GGUCGAUAACGUUAUAUGAAGCUUAGCCAAUUCUCUUUUCUGCUUUAAAUCAGACCUUAUUUUAUUUCAAUAUAUUUCAAUAGGUAUUUGAAAUGGCAAAGUCUCUUUGAAAAUAUGUAUUUAGAAGAUAAGGUAAGAGUAGUUGAACCCAAACUUGCUGCCUACAAAUCGUGAUUGGUCAUUUUGAUGUGUUUCGCUUGACUUAAUAGCUUCAAGCGAUGUUGUGUGAGCCAGCUAUAGUUUAAAUUGUAUUCAAGGCCGAGUGCAUAUCAGGCACAGCUGUUUGAUAAACGUUGCACUGAUGUUCGAUAACGUAUAAGCUCUCAGCAUAUGUGAUAAACUAACGAGCAAAAAUUAGUUCCAAAAUGUCUACGGUUUGGGGCAAGUGCUCCAACGACGAAAUCGAAAUCAUCAGCUACGAUGAGCAGUACCAAGAGGCUACGCUGGACGUACUCCGGAAGUCAUUCUUUCUCAACGAAAAGGUUUGCAUCGGAGCGGAAGUGAAUCUUGACCGACAAGCUCAGGCAGAUUUGGAGAAGCUCUGCGUGGAUGUAUGUCGCGGAAGUGGAGUUUCGUUGGUCGCCCGACAGGUGGCCACCGGUGAAAUUGUGGGAGUUUCAUUCAACGUGCUGCAGACACCCAGUGAACCAAACAGUCCCAGCUUUUUCGAGUCCUUCCGGGACAAUCACUGCUUCUCGGAGAGUUCCAGAAGCACAAUGCAGUACAACAUAACGAUGGACGCCAAGGUGGAUCUGUUCCAGAGGUUUGGAAUCGACUGUCUGUUUGAAAUUAUGUUUCUAGCGACGCAGGUUGGAUUCGAAGGAAAAGGAAUUGCUUCGGCACUGGUAGCGUGCUCGGUGAAACUGGCCAAGAAGUUGAAAUCUUUGAAUGAUUUGACAAGCAGAAGACCAAAGCUUGUGUCGUCAUUGUUUACGUCGAGAUAUUCCCAAAGUGUCGGCAGGAAGAACAACUUCAAGGAACUGCUAGAAGUGCCUCAUGCGGAAUUUGUGUUUCGUGGGAGAACAUACGCCGAUCGAAUUGGACCUGAUCAUCCUUCGUCGAUUAUAAUGGUACGAGAAAUUUAGAUGUUUGUUCAAUUUUGGUAUUUGUCUAUUAAAAUAUUUCAUAAUUCUAAGCAAGAAAAGUUUUUUAUAAG